AUGGGACUUGAAAUCGUUUCCAAACUUCUUACGUGGGUUGUGUUUUUACUUCCUAACGCAAUGCACGCACAAACAGAGCUUCCUCCAGAGUGUGUGUCCGGGGGCCACUCCAUCCUCCAGGACCCCUACCGCAGCACCACCUUCAGCUCCAGCUGGGUGCAGCAGUCGGCCCUGCAGGAGUUCAUCUGCGACCACUCCCUCUCUCCGGGCUGGUACCAGUUUCAGAUCUUUGAUAAGCCGGCCAGCAUGCCCACGGAGUGUGUGGAGGUGAACCACUGUGGGACUCAGGCUCCUGUGUGGCUGUCCCUGGCUGAAGGUGAGGCCCUGCCGGGGCCCCUGGAGGUGAGGCAGCUGACGGCCUGCGCUGCCUGGCAGCUUUUCCCAGGCACCGGCAAAGACUGCUGCAUGUUCCGCAUCCCGGUCACCGUGCGCAACUGUGGAGACUUCUAUGUUUACCUACUGCAGCCGACGCAGGGAUGCAUGGCAUACUGCGCUCAGGAGAUGUCGGACACUUCACCCACAGCGUCGCCGAGCUGUGGCCCUGACGAGGUUAACGUUGAUGGAACAUGUAAAACAAAGCAGCCUCCCACUCCAUCAGCACCAGUGGUUGUCUCAGAGGUGACAGGAAAGUCGGUGUUCCUGAAGUGCAGCUUUGGCAGCAGCUCCAACAGCUCCCUGGGAUACGUGGUGGCCUGGUCCCGCCUCUCACCUGAGGGCAGGAAGGAGGAGCUCAAACAGGAGACCACCCUCCAGACCUUCGCCUUUAUCGAGCUGGACGGCUUCAACCUCCGUCUGGGGGACAAGAUCUACUGCUCGAGCUCCAGUUUCUUCUUGGACUCGCCCAACAUCCGUGGUGCUUCAGUGGAAAGUCUGGAGUUCUUUGCCGGGAUUAGGCUGAGACCAGAGGUGAGCAGUGUGUCUGAGGACGGGAGGCUGUAUGAGCUUCUGGUGGAGAGCACAGUUCCUGUCCCGUGUCUGGAGGAGUCGUCCUCCUCUGCAGAGCCGUGCACUCUGUCUUUACAGCUCAGCACCAGCAGCAAAGAUGACGGUUUGUUGGGUGCAGAUCUGUCUCUCUCGUCCUGUGUGGUGCAUCUGUCCCGGGGCCCCUGUACAGACGGGGUUUGCAGCCGAGCACUGAUCCACUUCAGCCCCGUCACUGACUUUCAUAAAGACAGCAACAGGACGACUCAGAUCUCUGUUAAAUCUAUCGUCACACAGAAUUUUCUGUGGAAUGGAUACUCACCUGAACCAGUUGAGAUAACUGUGAAGGAUGUCCCUUCAGCGUUCUGCUACUCCUUCACUGAUCCUCACAUUAUCACAUUUGAUGGCAGGCCCUAUGAGAACUACCAAGUCGGCACUUUUGUCCUCUAUAAGAGCACUUUGAGGCCCUUUGAGGUCCAUGUUCGUCAGUGGGAGUGUGGCAGUGUGGUGCACGCCACCUCGUGUGUGUGUGGCUUCGUGGUGCGGGACGGCGGCGAUGUCAUCGCUUUUGACAUGUGCAACGGAGAAAUGGGUGAAACCAAACCUCACCUGUCGGUGAAGAACAGAGACCUGACCAAGAGCGGCAUUCGCAUCACAGAGUCCUACCAGGGCCGCAAAGUCACGAUCACCUUCUCGUCAGGAGCGUUUGUUCGUGCAGACGUCUCAGACUGGGGGAUGAGUCUCACGCUGAGAGCUCCCAGUUCAGACCGGGGCCACACUGAGGGUCUGUGUGGGACCUACAAUGGCCAGCCAGCCAACGACCUCCACUCAGCAGGGGGCGCCAUACUGGAGCAUCUGCCUGCUUUUAUCUCAGAAUGGAGGCUUCCCCCUGGCAGCAGCCUGUUUGACACCGUGCCAUCCCAUCUGAGCAUACCGAGCCCCCGCAAGUACUGUAACUGCCAGUCGGGGCCCCGCCUCACAUCUUCCAGAGCCCAAUCUCGAUCAGUCACCUCCACCGACUCCCUCUGCUCUCAUCACGGCAACGUGAACCUUCAAAGUGUCAUCCCCACUCUAGACGUCACAGCCGAGUACAUCAGCUCGGUGGAACUACUCAAAGGCGGAGGAAGCGACAGACAGCCGCUGCCUCCAGGUCAAUCCAGUCAAACCCCCCAGGACAGAGGCAGUAACUCUCAGCCACGUGAGAGAAGUUUCUCCCUGCAAGCCUCCAGAGAUGGAGCUUCGACCUCAGCUCUCCGCCAGGGAGGCAGAGCCGGGCGGCAGACCCACCGUCACAUUUCUAACUCUCCACACCAAAGUCUCAGCCAGUCUGAUCUGGAGGGCUUCUCCUACUUUUUCCCAGAGGACCACGAAGCAGCAGCUCAAACAGACUCUCCUCUAACGUGGCCCACACCUUCUGGCCUGACAGAGCAGCAGGCCAGGACUCAGUGUCAGCAGGUGGUGGCCGGCUCCAGCAUAGCGUUGGGAUGCGGCCGCCUGUUAGAAGAGGCAAUAAUAAGCCGCGUGGAGGCCAUGUGUGUUACUGACCUACAGCUGAAAGAUGACCAGUCAUGGCUGAAUGCUACUUUACCACUGUUGGAAAACGAGUGUGAGAGGAGGCUGAUAGAGGAGAGGAGGAGAGAAGAAGAGUUCCAGGAUGUUCUGGCUGUCCUCAAAUGUCCCAAUCUGUGCAACGGGAACGGCCAGUGCUCAGAGUGGGGUUGUGUCUGCUUCCCAGGAUUUGGAUCAUAUGACUGCAGUGUGCUGUCUGACCAGAUCCCAGAGAUCACUGAGCUGGAGAAGGAGGGUCUCUGUGACGUACGACAGGGAGACUGCUCCACCAUCCAGGUCUACGGUCAAGGCUUCAAGGACUCCUACGAGCUCAAGUGUGAGUUUGUUAAAGAAAAGUUUGAAGAUUGGGAGUGGGUUCUGGACGAGCCCCAGUUAGUCCCAGCCGUCUUUCUGGAUAUGACAGCUCUGGAGUGCAAGCUCCCCCUGGAGGACAGCCGGGGACCUGCGGGCCUGGACCUGGAAACAGCAUCGAACAGACCCCUGGCCCGCUUGCAGAUCAAAGUUUCCAAUGAUGGCUACAGCUACAGUAACGCCAAGAUUCUGACUCUGUAUGACGGAGCCUGCCAGAUCUGCAGCCUUGACACUGAAGUCCUCUGCACCCUGAGGGAGAAAAGGUGCAACAUUGACGGCCUGUGUUACAGUGAGGGAGACUCCAAUCCCAGCAGCCCUUGCCUCACAUGUCGCCCGGACUCGUCCAAACACACAUGGUCCAUAGCAGAGAAGAACGAGCCUCCAGUGCUCCAGUCGUUGCCGUUUCAUCUCCGAUCCUUCCUGGGAGGGGAUUUCAUCUAUCAGCUACAAGCUCGGGACCCUGAGGGCUCAGCGGUGCGCUUCACCCUGGAAUCGGGCCCUGAAGGGUCAUCUCUGUCUCCUGAUGGGCUGGUGAGGUGGAGGACUGAAACUACAGACACACACACUCUCCAGUUUACAGUGACGGACGACUGCAACGCUGAGACCAGAGCCUCCAUACAGGUGUUUGUGCACUCCUGUGAAUGUCUAAAUGGAGCUUCCUGUGUGACCAACACCAACCUUCCUGCAGGCAGCGGGGAAUACCUGUGUGUGUGCCUUGAUGGAUUUAAAGGUGAAAGGUGUGAGGUGGACGUUGACGACUGUAAACCCAACCCUUGUCGACUUGGCCGCUGCAUUGACGGGCCCGACUCUUUCUCCUGUAUCUGCCCUGCUGGAAUGACAGGCCAUACAUGUAGAGAAGAUAUAGAUGAGUGUGUCUCACAGCCUUGUUUCCCUGGAGUGGGCUGUAACAACACGCUGGGCUCCUUCUUCUGUGGAGUCUGUCCACAAGGAUACAGUGGUGACGGGAACAUCUGCACACGAAACCAAGACUCUCCUGUCAAAGCAUUGACGACACCAGCCAGAGUACUGAAGGUUUCAUCGAGGCCCAAAUCCUCGAGCCCGUUGCCCUGCUCCAGAAGGCCAUGUCACCCCGGGGUUCAGUGUUUCCAGAGCACCCACGUCUCAGCGGGCUUUAUCUGUGGACCGUGUCCUGCAGGUCUCCAUGGAAAUGGACGCACGUGCAAAGCUAUAGGGCAGGGGACAAUCACCAGGGGAGGAGAUGGUCAUUUUCAAAUCGUCAAAUCAAAUUCCAGCAAGGAAACAACUCCCACCUCCUCCUCUUCAUCGUCCCCCGCCUCGCCCAGAAGACCCCCUGACAGCCGGAGACCAGAGGCCACCAUGUCUAGUGUCAGGAGAGGUUAUUUUGAUGACAGAAAGACCAACCUGACCACUGUGCUGAAAGUGGAGUCCCCAUCUCUCCAUGUGACCUGUGUUGACUCUCCCUGCUCCCCCGGUGUUCCCUGUGAGCCCACCCUCACCGGAUCCUUCAAGUGCGGCCGCUGCCCGUACGGCUACACCGGAGAUGGAAUCAUAUGUAAAGCUGUGUGCAGGUACCAGUGUGGGAGGAACAUGGCGUGCACUCUGCCAAACACCUGCACCUGCAUGGAAGGCUACACUGGAUACAACUGCCAUAUUGCCGUGUGUCGACCUGACUGCAAAAACCAGGGGAGGUGUGUGAAUCGUAAUGUGUGUGAAUGUCCUGCGGGCUACAGCGGGCCCACCUGUGAGGAAGCAAGCUGUGAGCCGCCUUGUCAACAUGGAGGCACCUGUCUGGCCAGAAACCUGUGUACCUGCCCCUAUGGAUAUGUGGGACCCAGAUGUGAAAUCAUGGUUUGUAAUAGGCACUGUGAAAAUGGAGGAGAGUGCAUUUCUCCUGAUGUCUGCGAAUGCCAACCAGGCUGGUACGGACCAACAUGUUACUCAGCUGUAUGUAACCCCGUCUGUCUGAAUGGAGGAACAUGCAUUAGGCCCAAUAUCUGUGCCUGUCCCGGCGGCUUCUAUGGCUCCCAGUGUCAAAUUGCUGUGUGCAGUCAACCUUGUAAGAAUGGAGGUCAGUGUAUGAGGAACAAUGUAUGCUCAUGCCCUGAAGGCUACACAGGAAAAAGGUGUCAAAGGAGUGUAUGUGAGCCAAUGUGCAUGAACAAAGGCAAGUGUGUAGGACCCAACACAUGCUCCUGUGCAUCAGGGUGGACAGGGAUGAGGUGCAACAUACCUGUCUGUCUGCAAAAGUGUAAAAAUGGUGGCGAGUGUUUGGGCCCAAACACCUGCCACUGUCCCUCCGGCUGGGAAGGUCUCCAGUGUCAGACACCGGUUUGUAAGCAGCGGUGCCUGAACGGAGGCAGGUGUGUUCUUCCUGACUACUGCUACUGUCGGAGAGGCUACAAGGGCUUCACCUGUGCUACAAAGGCAUCACAAGCAUGAUGGAGGAGAAAUGGGAAGAUAGGAGCUACACAAUGCACAAAGCAAGAGGAGGGCAUCAUAAAUUGUUGUGAAUGUGACUCUGUGCAAAUUUGAAGGCUAACAGGGGAACAUGAUGGAUUGCACUUGUCUGCUCUGUAUAUCACUACCUCAAGGCUCACAGUAGCACACAUCUGGUAAAGGCAUCAGCAGAGACUUUCCACAUAUGUGAAUGUUACUGCCCAGUAUUAUGUAAAAUGAGUAGAUGACAAAUGAAUCUGUUACCGUGAUAAUUCAUUCAUAAAGUGUAGGUUAUCACCAAUAGGUUUUUAGCUUUGGAUGUUUCACUAUUUAGCCGAAUUAAAACUUUGCCAAACGGCACUGUUUGUUUCUCACUGUUCAAAUGCUAUGCCGCUUUAUUGAUUAUGGCUCAUGUAGAGGUUCACAUCAGGUACUUGUUUAAGACUGAAGAUAUGGUGAGUUGAAAUGAUUUUUUCAGUUUUGCUUUCAUUAAUAUAUUGUUUGUGGGGGUUGAGUAAUUACCAUGUUUUGGGGAUAUAUAUAGGGUUUUGUUUUUGUAUAAAAAAAAUAUCGGACAAAAUUACACUGUGGUACAAGUUAUGUGACAAAAUAAAGAAUGUUCAAGUUA
Trematomus bernacchii (emerald rockcod) is the source of this 5887-nucleotide messenger RNA. It is a transcript of the gene vwde, whose product is annotated as von Willebrand factor D and EGF domains. Bases 1 to 5262 code for a protein of 1753 amino acids. Lineage: Eukaryota; Metazoa; Chordata; Actinopteri; Perciformes; Nototheniidae. Gene Ontology annotation, cellular component: cell surface; extracellular region. Gene Ontology annotation, molecular function: calcium ion binding; signaling receptor binding. The record is from RefSeq and is a predicted model, not a curated record. Gene Ontology annotation, biological process: anatomical structure development. The transcript has 31 exons.